AUGAAUGUCGAUCAUCGGGUAAUUGCAUUAAUUGAUAUGGAUUGUUUUUAUGUUCAAGUCGAACAAAGACUACAACCUGAGUUUCUUGGCAAACCAUGUGGUGUAGCUCAAUAUUACACAUGGAAAGGUGGUGGUCUUAUUGCUGUUAAUUAUGAAGCUCGAGAUUUCGGUGUGAAACGAGGCAUGCGAGGCGAACAAGCAAAAGAACUAUGCCCUGAUUUUCACGUUUUUCAUGUUCAAGAACUGAACGGAAAAGCAAAUUUAACUCGGUACCGAGACGCAAGUGCCGAUGUUUUUCGUGUUCUCAAUGCCGAUUUCAAACUUGUUGAAAAGGCCAGUAUUGAUGAAGCUUACAUUGAUUUGACUGAUGACGUUCAGAAAUUAAAAGAGAACAAACCUAAUUUAACAAUCGAUGAUUUUCCGUCAACACAUUUGGCCAGUUGCACAACGAAAAAUGAAGAUGAACGUGUAGAAGCAAUCAAAAGCUGGCUAAAGAAUGGUCAAUCAGAUGAUGAAAACCGAAAUCUCGAUCUAGUUCUUGGGGCUUAUCUUGUCGAACGAAUUCGAAAGAAAAUCAAGGAAGAAACUGGAUUCUUCUGUUCUGCUGGUAUCGCGAGAAACAAAGUUUUAGCAAAACUAUGCUGUGGUUUUAAUAAACCAAGAAAACAAACUAUAUUAUCCACUUCCGACAUUGAUUGCGUGUUCGAUAAAACACCGGUUCAGAAAAUUCAAGGCUUGGGUGGCAAAGCCGGUGAACGCGUCACUGAAUUAUUCCAAGUUGAUUAUAUAGGUCAAUUGAGAAAAUACUCACUCGAUGGACUUCAAACAUCUCUGGGUGACAAAGACGGUUGUUGGUUGUACAAUUUAAUUCGAGGCAUUGAGACCACACCUGUAAAUAGUCGAAAUCUGUACAAAUCAAUUUCAGCAAGUAAAAACUUUCCAGGCAAAACAUCGUUAGAUACUAAUGAAAAAGUCCGUACUUGGUGUCACAAUCUAGCUGAAGAAGUUUUUAAUCGGUUAGAAAAAGAUCGAGCAGAGAAUAAACGCCGUGCAAAACUCUUAACCGUAACAUGUACAACGACGACGAACGAAACAAUUGCGCGUUCUUGUCCAUUAAAUGAAUAUUCAAUCGAUCGUUUUGCCAAUGAUGCAUAUCGUAUACUGAAACAAUUCAAUAAAAGCGCAUCAGGAUCCAAUGUAUAUUCGCCAGCGAUUAUCAAUCUUGGUAUUGGCGCCGGAAAGUUUCUCGACAGUGUCAAUACAAAAUCUAUUGCGGAUCUAUUUUCGAGACAGACGUCGAAAAUGGAACCAACGGGAAAUACGCUCAAUAUGCAAGAGUCAGAGCAGGCAGAUGAAGAAAGUGACGAUGAUGCUGAAACUAUUACACAGAAGCCAUCAGUAACAACAAGCUCACAAAUGAAAGGUGACUUUUUUCGAAAGUUUCAACAGAAUGAAGAACGAUUAAAAACUCCAUUCAAGCCUGAACCAAAGCCAAGUUCAUCGGUAGCAUCUUUCUUCUCACGUUAUUCAACAAAUGAAAACAGUGCUCACUCGUCGCCGGACAAAUCCGAUGAUCGAUAUAUAACUUGUUCGAAAUGUAACAAGUCAAUUUUAGCAUGGGAUAUGCCCGAACACGAAGAUUUUCAUUUUGCGCGCGAAUUACAAAUGGAGGAAAACAAAAAUUCCUAUCAAACAUUAGUCGUACCGAAGCCAACAAAACCGAUUAAGCGCAAGAAUGAAACACAACCAAGUAAUAACAAUCAAACACUUGAUGCAUUUAUUAAUAAGAAACCGAAAAAUUAA
This is a messenger RNA of Adineta ricciae, 1803 nucleotides long. NCBI's taxonomy places the organism in Eukaryota, Metazoa, Rotifera, Eurotatoria, Adinetida, Adinetidae. The record is from the annotation of a GenBank genome assembly.